UCCACCGACCCAGGGAAAGCUCCCAGUUAGUUUUUCCUCAAACAUUAUCAAAAACUGGGCUUCUAGAUCGCGAGAUCUCAGUUUUGGCGACCUAGAAAACAGUCGGUGGUGAAAAAUUCGCGUUAAAAAUUGUGUAUCUAUCGCAAAUUUAAAUAUUUUUAACUCAAGGAGACCAAGCUUUCGAGCUCAGGAAGCAGCGUUCCAGAUUUCUGUCCUGGGUUGAAAUACCCUUAGGUUAUUUCUCUGAUCACAAUAUGGCUGGAGCCGAUCCAAAAUGGCAGAAAGACGCGGCAGACCAGAAUUUCGAUUACAUGUUUAAGCUGCUCAUCAUCGGUAACAGUUCCGUUGGGAAGACUUCCUUUUUGUUCAGAUAUGCAGAUGAUAGUUUCACGUCAGCAUUCGUCAGCACGGUGGGCAUCGAUUUCAAAGUAAAAACAGUUUUUAGACAUGAGAAACGCGUCAAACUACAAAUAUGGGAUACCGCAGGGCAAGAAAGGUAUAGAACAAUUACAACGGCAUAUUAUAGAGGAGCCAUGGGCUUUAUUUUAAUGUAUGAUAUUACUAAUGAAGAAUCGUUUAAUAGUGUACAGGAUUGGGUAACACAGAUCAAGACGUACUCUUGGGACAAUGCCCAGGUAAUCUUAGUGGGUAACAAAUGCGACAUGGAGGACGAGAGGGUGAUUAGUUUCGAAAGGGGUAAGCAGCUGGCAGAACAGUUAGGGGUGGAGUUCUUUGAAACCAGCGCCAAGGAGAACAUUAACGUCAAGGCUGUAUUUGAGCGUUUAGUGGACAUAAUCUGCGACAAAAUGUCCGACAGCUUGGACACCGACCCAACGUUGAUGUCCGGUUCAGGGAAGGGCCAGCGUCUCACCGAUGCCCCUCAAGGGCCUCAAGCGGGCAACUGCAAUUGUUAAUAUCCUAUUACGUAAAUCCUAUCAUUAAAAAAACACGCCAUUGUAACUCUGAACCCAACUCAGCAAAACUGAGUCAGUAUUUUACGCCCAACAAAAGUUCAGUCAGAGUUGGAAUAGCGUCAGAGUAUUUAUACAUACGAUUAUUACAUUACUAUAGUACCAGAACACAUGUGCUUUGGAUUUCAUGUGCUGAAGUUUGUGUGAACUUUGAUUCUCUAUACCUUUGACCAGUCGUUUUUGUAUUUUUCUUUCUUCAGUUUUGUUUUUAUUUUAUUUUUCGUAAUGUGUCUUGCUUACUAAAGGAGAAGUUCUGUAACAUUUACUAAGUAACUAAAAAUUUAUUCAUAAUUUGUGAAACUAUGAUGAACAUUUAUUUUAUUUUAUAUAAUAAGCUAUUUUACCAUCAUUGAAUACCAUUGUAUGUGAAAACACAGAGCAUACAGUGUGAUCAAGUAAAAAUAACAUCUCGAUUUACUCUGUUUAUCUCUAAAACUAAUUUGAAGUUCUUGUCAAACAAAAUUUACAUUUGAAAAAAAAAAGGAAGCAUUUUAGAUAGUUGGUUAAUUUUUAUAUCAACUAAUAGUUAUAAUAUUCUAAUACAAUUUGAUACUUUUUUUAAUAAUGGUCAUUAUUAAGAAAGCUAUAAAUAUUAACACUGUUAAAGAACUUCUAGUAUGUAGCUUAAGACACAUAUUUUUGAGACUGACCUACCAAACUUUCAAUCUAUUCUGCGCAUAAUUUACUGAAAAAGUGUAAUAUAUAAACACUAACAACACACCAACGAAUUUCAUGUCGUUGUUAGUUAACUAAUGCUUAGAAAAUUAAGUUACACCUCUUAAAAGAAAUAUAAUUAAACCAAUUUUUGAAAACCUCUGCGAUUUAAAACCUUUUAUUAAAUUUGUCACUUUAUAGUAAAAAAAAGUUUCACUAAAAAACUAGAUAACUGUAAGCGACAAAUGUAAUGAAAAUAUUCUGAAAAAAUAUAAAUUAAUAUUUGUACUGUAUGCAUGUAGUAACUUUGUUAAAUAAUUACAAAUAUUAUACCUACCGAGAGUUUUAAGAAAAAAAAUCUUAGUGUUCAAAGCGUUUUAAAUGCUACUUUAUUUCAAUGUAGUAAAUGAAAGCUUCAUAAAUAUGUGUAAAAGUAUACAGAGUGUUUCUAAAAAGCCUAUAUGAAUUUCUUUUUUAUUUUUAAUAAAUUAUUUUUAAGAGAUUUACCAGCAGUUGUAAAGAAUUGAAAUUUUAUGUUUGUCAUAAUGAUUUACCUUUAGAAAUAUACAGGGUGGUUCGAACUGUAUUCCGGAAACUUUGGCAGCAUAUUUUCCAAAUAAAAAUAAGUAAAAAGUUUGUAUAAAUGAAUGUCCUACAAUGGGCUUAGUUUCGCAGAUACAGGGUGUAGAAGUUUCAUUCCUAAUUCGAUUAUUUCCAAAUAAUUUCUAAAGUAAUGUCAAUAUUUGGUUGAAAAUUGUUGUUUUGGCAUGAGAAAUUUGAUUUUGAUGUCAAUAUGCCUCCUAUUUGUACGGGGCUCCACCUACAUGAAAAGAAAUCGUUGUUAAUGUGUAAUUUUUUACUCAGUAGUUUUAUACAGUUACGGACGAAAAGUUAUUAACCUUCAAAACAGUUAAAACACAUGUAGGUGACAGAUAAGAGUCAUAUUGACAUCC
Sitophilus oryzae (rice weevil) is the source of this 2578-nucleotide messenger RNA. It is a transcript of the gene Rab3, whose product is annotated as ras-related protein Rab-3. Gene Ontology annotation, molecular function: GTPase activity; GTP binding. The transcript has 7 exons. Gene Ontology annotation, cellular component: plasma membrane; endosome; synaptic vesicle. Gene Ontology annotation, biological process: regulation of exocytosis; protein secretion; protein localization to plasma membrane. The record is from RefSeq and is a predicted model, not a curated record. The coding region runs from base 255 to 914 and encodes 219 amino acids. Lineage: Eukaryota; Metazoa; Arthropoda; Insecta; Coleoptera; Curculionidae.